Schistosoma intercalatum is the source of this 3862-nucleotide messenger RNA. The record is from the annotation of a GenBank genome assembly. Lineage: Eukaryota; Metazoa; Platyhelminthes; Trematoda; Strigeidida; Schistosomatidae.
GUGUCUCCAAGGUCAUUCACUUAAACAAUACGUACAGUCAUUUAAUGAAAAUGUACAUACAGUGAGAAAUUGACAAACUAAAUACAAAUAACAUUAAAAACUAUUUACGAAAUAGGCUUGUCAGGCCUAUCUCCACAGACCUCCUAUGCUUAUUAUUGAAGAUUGGUAUUGUACUUUGAAUAAACUUUGGUUUGUUUGGAACUAUCAGUUGGAAGGUUUCCAAAGCAGAUAUUCGAUGAACGGAACUGUCCGUUUGGGAAUGUUUGUCGUUUAUGUCUUGUUUUUAUGUGGGACUGGAGUGGUUUAUUCCAAUUUAUGUCCAAGACAGUGUUUGCCGGGAUCCUGUUGCGAAGUUGAAGAAAAUGACUUCAGAUGCUGUCCUUAUGCUAAUGGUGUAUGUUGUAGUGAUGGGAGAAACUGCUGUCCUCAAGGGACAAAGUGUGAUUUGGAACUCGGUCAUUGUCGUUCUCCUAAUGGGACUGUGUUACCCUCCAAACAUAUAUCAGAGAAAGUAAUUGGUGACUUAAAAACCAGUACUUUGGAUAUGGUGCUUAGGAGACUAUCUACAAACUACAUUAUGUGUCCCGACCGCCAGUCAGUGUGCCAGGAUAAUACUACAUGUUGCCCAAUGUCAGGUGAGAUAUGGGGUUGUUGCCAACAUGCCAACGCUAUUUGCUGUCCAGAUGGAGAACAUUGUUGCCCUCAUGGUUCAGUCUGCGAUAUGGUGCAUCGCUCAUGUAAACCAGCUAAGUUCGAUGAAAUCCCAGAGAUAAAAGAAUCUUCCCACACCUUACACCUCGUAUCAGCAUCAGCUCCUGCACGUCUCAACCCAAAUGUCAACCCAUCUAAAGCAGGCUGGGGAAAAAAGAUUCAUAAACUGUCAGCCAAGUAUUUACUAGCUUAUUCUGGUGUCGUAUGUCCAGAUCCAUUAUAUGAAUGCCCAGCUAAUACAACUUGUUGUCCUAGUCCAGAUGAAACAUGGGCAUGUUGCCCUAUUCCCCUAACUGUCUCCUUUCCUGGUGUUUAUAACGAAGCUUUGAAUAAGUCCCUUGAACAGAUGUACAGUAAUAAAAAUAGUUCACAUUCUGUCGCAAAUUUUAAUUUGAUUUAUAUGAGCUUAUCAACAUUGAAUGACACACAAUUAUGUCCAGAUGCAAAAUCUCGCUGUAGCAGUGAACAAACAUGUUGCAAACUAAAAACUGGAGAGUGGGGCUGCUGCCCUGUGAUAAAUGCUGUAUGUUGCAGUGAUGGAGAACACUGUUGUCCUGAAGGUUAUGUAUGUGAUUUAUCUGUUGGAGAGUGUAUAAAUCGUUCUAAAUCAUCAAAUGAAUUGAAAAAGUUUUUACCAAACAUUAAUUUAUCAUCAUUACCAACAAAAAUUGGUUAUAAUAAUCGUUGUCCUAACAGUGAUGUUUAUUGUGAAGAUAAUUCAACUUGUUGUGAACAUGAUAAGGAAUGGGGUUGUUGCUUGUUCUCAAAUGCAGUCUGUUGUUCCGAUGGUGUUCAUUGUUGUCCAGCAAAUACAAUUUGUGAUUUAAAAGCAGAAAUGUGUAUUGGUGAAUCAGGUGAUAUUCUCACUAAACUACAAUUGAAAUCUAAACCUAAAUUUAAUUCAUUCAAAUAUAAUUCACGUAUUAGUAUUUGCUCUGAUAUGAAAUCAGUUUGUAUUAAUGGUACAUGUUGUUCCAAUGUAAAUGAUCAAUUAUCAACACUUUGUUGUCCUUAUGAAAAUGCCGUUUGUUGCAACGAUGGUGAACAUUGUUGCCCAAAGGGUACAACAUGCGAUAUGGUCAAUGGUGGUUGUAUUAUUUCACAAGAAGAUUUACCAAAAUCUAGUUCUGUUCCAUUGCUUACCAAGAUCUCAGCUUUACAUGUUACUUCCAAAAAUAACACACAGUCUACUGUUUUCACACAAGUUUGUCCUGGUGGUAAAGCGAAAUGUCCAGAUAGUGCAACAUGUUGUAAAUUAUCUAGUGGGGAAUAUGCAUGUUGUCCAAUUCCAAAUGCUAUUUGUUGUACAGAUGAUAUUCAUUGUUGCCCAUCAGGAACUUCAUGUGACUACAAAACGCUGUCAUGUGUAAAAACGGACAAUGGUCAUUCAAUUGGAAGCCCAACAGCUAAUGAAUUAUUACGUAAUCCUGGAUUGUUGUUUACUGGAGUACGUGAUCAUGUUUGCCCUGGUCAUCAAUCUACAUGUGCUGAUGAUCAAACUUGUUGUCCAUUGCCUGAUAAAUCGUGGGGUUGUUGUCCACUGAAAAAUGGUGUUUGUUGUGGUGAUCAUCUUCACUGUUGUCCAGCUGGUUCAAUUUGUGAUUUGGAUACAAAACAGUGCAUUUUACAAAUUGAAUACAAUCAAUCUACCACAAAAAUAGUUUAUGAUGGGUUUACUAUGCACAAAGCUAAUCAAAAGUUAUCAAAUAGUUUAUAUUCACAACCAGUAAAAUCUAUUAGUACUAUUGAUACUUAUGUACAAGCAAAAUGGUGUGGAGCAUGCGGUGACACUUGGGCUUGUUGUCCAGAUGUUACUUUUACUUCAUGGUCAUGUUGUCCUUAUGUGGGCGGAGAAUGUUGUAUUGGACAAAAUACUUGUUGUCCUCCUGGAUCACGUUGUUUAAAUAAUGGGAAAUGUGAAAAGAUCCAAAAGAAUAUCUUCAAAUCAUCAGCAUCUGCUUUAAUACCAUCUAUUUCAAUGAAUAACAAUGUACAAAGACCACAUUUCAUUAAACAAAAUAAUGAAAAAGAAAACUUCCAGAUAGAAAUGUCCAACAGUGCUAAACCUGCUCAAAGGAAUAUCCUUCUUCUUGUUCGUCAUUAUCGACGUCUUAAACGACAAUUGCAUACAAUUUGUCCUGAUUCAUUACACUAUUGUGGUAAAUCUGAACAAUGUUGUCUUUCUAAUAAAUUUGGUUAUACUUGCACACCGAAUGAGUUCAUAUGUUGUGAAUCUAGUAUGAAUACUUAUUGUCCAAUAUCCAAGGAUUGUUCUCUAGACGGGAAAUUCUGUGUUGAUAAGCAUUAGUCUGACUAUCAUCAUAGUUAUUGAUGAUUGGAUGAUUAUCAUUCUACAUGUGUGUAUGUAUGUGUUUAUGUGUUUAUGGAUUACUACAAAUCUUGCCAUUAUUAUAAAUUUGGAUUUGUAACAUCUCUUAUCCAUGUUACUAUUUGUGAUUCUAUUCAAUAUAAAUUGAAUUUUCAUUAUAAUUACUGUUUAAUAUUUUUCUAUUGUUAAGAUAUUUUCAUCUCUUUAUUAAAUAAAUUUCAUUUUGUGCUAUUAUUAACAUUGAAUGUGUUCUUUUACACUUGAUCUGUAAUUGGUUUUAUACUACAAUGUAACAGAGAUAAGUGAAGUUGAUUUCAUAUGUGAAUUUACAUUCAGUUGACUAGUCUCGGUUACUUACUUGCUUACGCCUGUUACUCCUCGUGGAGUAGCAUAGACCGCCCACCAGCACCUUCCAUUCAACCUUGUCCUUUCCAGUUGUUAUUCAUCCUUUUCGUAUCUGCUUCCAUUUCCCGAUGUAAUGUGUUCUUUGGCCUUCCUCUUUUCCGCUUCCCUUCAGGAUUCCAAAUUAGGGCUUGCCUCGUGAUGCAGUUUGAUGAUUCUCCCAGUGUAUGUCCUAUCUAGUUUCAUCGUCUUUUCCUAAUUUCCUCUUCAACCGCAAGCUGGUUUUUUCUUUGCCAGAGUAGGCUUUAUCCGGCGAACGGAUAUUGAGUAUCUUGCGUAGACAACUGUUUAUAACUACUUGUACCUUCUUGAUGAUGGUUGGUGUGGUUCUCUAAGUCUCAGCUCCGCGCAGUAGAACUGUGUUGACGUUCGUAUUGAAGAUUGAUUAUUCUCUAAAAUAUAAAAAAAUCAUAGAUUAUC